CAUAUGUUAUUGGUCUGUGGGCUGGAAUCCAUUUUCUACGUUGUUGUGACAUUUUGAUUUUCACUCUUCUGUUGUGAAAAGAAAUGAAACUAUGUUGUUUAACCUUGAAUUAAGUACUUGGAAUAAGUGAUGAUUGAACUCCACACGUUUUUCAAAUGCUCCAAAAAAUAUAACACAUGUCUAACUUGCGUGAAGUAAUACAUAAUGGGUUGAAGUAGUGAUUGGCUGCGGCAUUAAAAUUCUUCGGUUUAUCACAUUACUUUAAAUAAUAAGAUCUAAGCACAUUGUAUAGAACAAUGGAGUUGGACGUGUCGCCGAUGGAUUCGAUUAAUAACGAUAUGGAAUACUCCAACAAUUCAUCCGAAACUAAAUACAUGUCAUGCAAUAAUAACGACCAGUACACAGUUAUUCGUAUACCUCAAGAUGGUGAAAAGCCUAACAAACACUCGUCUAGGAAACAGUCAAAGCGAAGAAAAAAGAGUUCCAAUCAUUCGAGACCUCUGCCACGAAUAAUCGUUAAGCCUCUCCCUCCACCUCCUCCACCAGAGAAUCGGGAAUGGACGGCGGCCACUUCAUGCUCAGACACGGGCUCCUCGGCUAGCAGUAGGCCCUCCACUAUGCGAGAGGUAUUAGCUAGUAUACCAGGAUUUUGUAUGAAACCUAGAAAACGAAGUGGUAAAAAGCUAUCAACUGCAGCUCAACUACAGCAAACCAGAGAAGGCUGCAUAGAUUUAGAAACUCCAGAUUCCAUAUUAGUUAACACAAAUAUUAGGGCUCUUCUCAAUAAGCAUACAUUUUCUCUACUCCCUCCUCUGUAUCAGUACAAGCUUGGACAGUUACUCCCCAAUGUGGAUAGACCUAGUACAUCUGGCAGGCUAAGUUCAUCUAGUCUUAAUAAUGAAUUUUUUGCUCGAGCAUGUUUGGAAUGGCAAGAGUCUCUGUCAGGAGGCGAGUUUACACCUGAAAAUCAACAGAAAAUGAAGACUGAAGCUGAAAAAGAAAAGAGCAAAAUUGAUCCAUGGAAAUUAAAACACUUUGAACCUUUCUGGGGUGAAAAGCAGCAGAGGGAAAAAUCAUCUAUGAAUUUGAAUUCAGAGCGUCCAUCACUAAAAACUACUAUUAAACUAAGGCCCACAGCAUCAAUAACAAGUAGCAGCACUGUUCCAAAGAUCAAGAAAAGCAAAUCAUCUAGUUCUAGUAAAAGGCUGCGUUCUGUUGGAGCUGUAACGAGGUCUUCAGCAAAAGAGGCUGAAGAAGCUGAGGAUGAAUCUGCUGUUGUGGGCAACAAGUCAAGUGCUCCAGUGCCUGGCCUACUUCCACUCAAACAUGUCAAGAGUCAAGGCUAUAUUGAAUGCCAGAUGGAUUUUAACUUCUCUGACUCCUCAUCUGCAACAAGAGUGGAGGAAUCUGUAUCCUCUACCCCAGUUGAUCCUCUCUUACUACCUGACAGUGAAUCAGGAAAUGAACUUAAGCAGGACUUAGAUAUGACUGUAGUAAAAAUUGAAGAAUCUAAUACAUCUAAGGACUGUGGUGAAGAUAAAAUAACAGACUCAGAGAGUAAUAUUGCAGAGACAACCAAAAGAUUGAGUAAUGAUAUUAAUGAGUACAGAUUCUCGAAAAGAAUUAAAUAUGAAGAAGAUUUAGAAGAAGAUAAUACACGUUUUUUGGCUCAGAAUAAUAUUGGAAGUGAAAGCAUCAAUGAUUCUGAUGGUGAAGCAAACUACAACACUGAGCAACUGGGUCAUAAUGAAGAACUCAACAUGUAUACUGUACGAGACCACGGAGACACAAACAGUGAAGACAGUAAAGCAACAACAUCUGUCUAUGAAUAUGAUGAGCAAAGCAUCUCUUCCAUGUCAAGUUUGAAAAUUGAAAACCAUUUAAAUAAUGUCUCCCUUGUCACAGAAUCAUCUGACAAUGUUACUGAAUAUGAAAAUACUGAGAUGGCAGAAGUAGACCAAAUUAUAACAGUAGUAAAGGAUGAUGAUUGCAAAGAUUCAGCCUCUCCUUUACAUGACAGCCAAGAUGAAUAUACUAGUUCACAAACUAAUGUAGCAGAGAUAUAUACUGCUAGUGUUGACUCAGUAGAAGGUAACAAGUCACCACUUAGGGCUAAAGAUAUACAAUAUGAAAAAAUGGAAGUCAUUGAGGAACUAGACUAUCCUGUAAAGCAGCCUUCAAAAGAAGAUAUUAAACCUGAUACACAAAUACCUGAGAAAAAUGAUCCAAAAUUAAAAGAGACUGAAAACAUUGUUCCUAGCUAUUAUGAUGAACAUUUCAAAGAUGCAGAGUCAUUUAUAUUAGAAACUAGUGGUCUCCCAAUAAUGACAACUCAAAAUGAAGGAGAAAAGUACACACCUCAAACAAAUCUAAUGGAGCUUACAUCUUAUAUGAGUGAAACAAAUGUGACUGCUGUUGUUACAAUGCCAUUGUCACAAAACACAUCUAUUCCAAUGAUGGAAGUCACUAAUACCUCUGUUGUGUCUUACCCUGAUGAUCACCUGCAAGAUCCAGCUAAACCCAAAAACUCGGCAGUGUCAUGGAAAAGUGAUAGUGAUUGGACUCAAAACGAAAACGUUAUAACAAUACAAAAUUUUUCCAAUGUGAACACUGACAGUGCAAAAUAUGCUAGUGAAGAUUCAAAAACCAGUAUGGAGGAUGUAAAUAUGAAUGAAGAGAACUGUAUGUAUAAAACAGAUAGAGAUACUAACUUUAAUAUGGAAUCGUCAAACUCAUCAGAGAGCUGUAAUUCAAUGAAAGAUGUGCUGGUUAAACAAGAAUCCGAGCCGGCGACCAGUCUUGUAUCUAGUACGACUGCAGCUAACCCGCCGAUUAAUUCUACGACGAUGACGCAAAGUGUCAGAAUUGCUCCAAAGAAAUCCAAAUCUGGGAAGGAAUCAAACAGGAGCCGCAGUUCCAACAAAGUGCCCCCUGGUGCAGUGAACCUGGAGCGCAGCUACCAAAUCUGUCAAGCAGUCAUACAAAACAGCCCAAACAGAGAUGCGUUGCGCGGACAGCUGCGCCCGCCGCCCGCGCUGCUCACCCGCCCCGCGCGCCCGCCGCGCCCCCCGCCGCCCGUGCUCAUCAGGCAACUACCCGCCGCCGUCAUGCCACACGCUGAGAUAAAUGAGAACAGGUCAAACAACAUGGGCCAGUAUAUCCUGGUUCAGAGGACGCCCAAUGUCGCUCCCAGAGCGUCAAGUGCACCUCCAUCCAAUCAGAACACUAAUGUGAAUGUAACACGCUGCAGAAGCGUAGGUGCAGACGAUGCGUGCGUGUGCAACUUGCGCGCGAUGAUACUGUGCAAGAAGUGCGGCGCCUUCUGCCACGAUGACUGCAUCGGCUCCGCGGAGCUCUGCCUCACGUGCCUCAUCCGCUGACCCCUGCGCCCACUGCACCCUCUGCACCCCGCACCGACGUCUUGCCAUACGCCCUACGCGUUGUAUGGAUAAAUUAGCGAGACGAACAACUGAUGAUAUAUUGUGUAUGUGCCCUUGUAUCUCAAUGUGAAGCAUUUUUAAGUUUGUUGCACUUUGCUACAUGCGUAAAAAAUUUAAAAAUGCAUGUUUGUUCCGCGUGUAGCAAAGCGCAAUUAACUUAAAAAUGCUCUUACUUAUUACAGUCAUCAAAUUAGUCAUUGCAUCAGUUCAGCUACCUUGAUCUGUUUUAUGGCAGUUUCACUAUAUUGAGCAUUAUUACAUUACUGUAUUGUUUUACACGGGCAUAAAAUAAAACUGUUACAUUUUAAAGCAGUCUAUAUCCUAGAAAAUGUAUUGUGUAUUAUUCUAUGGUUGCCUCAACUCUCGCUAAUUUUCUAUAUAAAUAUGUGCCUGGAUUGAUUCGAGCCAUAAAUUAGUGGCUUAGUGAAGUGAGUAUAAACAGAGCAUUAUGUGACAGUGUACAGUGGAAUGUGGUUGUAGGAAUGGUGGUGCUAUAUGUUAAAAAAAGAAUGAAGUGAAACCCAAGCUUAAUUUUAUUUAUAACAGCGUCAUUGUGUGUUAACAUAACCAUGAAGUGUCUAUAAGACGGAACUAAGUGUAAUGAUGUACAUAUAAUGAAUUACUUUUAUAUAAAUAGGGAUUGAUGCUCCGUACGGUUGAAAGUAUUAAAAGUAGGUUCUAACAAUAGAAAAUAUAUUUAUACAGGAUACAUUUAUACAUUUAAAAGUUAUUUGUACCUCCACUUUAGCAAUACUGUACAAGUAAAUAAUAUAACUUGCUAUAAUGGUAUAAUAAUUUUAAUGUGAUGUAAUCAAACUCAAAGUAUAUAUUAAUAUGAGCACAAGUUUAUUGUUUAUUAGUCUUAUCGAUUUAGUAACACGAAUAAAGGGAUUGUCACCUAAAUGAUUUUUUGAUGAGAGAUUUUGGCAAUAAUAUAAUCACAACUUUCAGAAUAAACCAGCUUGUUUGACAUGUUUCACUUACAUUCAUUUGUGGAUUGUGAUUCGCGUCCCUCAAGCUGUGUGGAAUUCACCCCAGUUUGAAUCAUGCUUAGAACAUUUGUAAUAUAGGCCCAGACUACAUAUUUAUUUAAGUAAUGCCAUCACAUUUUGUUAGAUCUUUGUAAGUCAUUAUUUUUUUAUAAGUGCUUUUUUUUAGUUAGGGGUCUCUGUACUUGUAUAGGGUUAGGCAUUAGUUUGACGAUCUAUCUAGUUUUGUAAUUAAGGUUAUGUACAGAUAUUUAUUGACUUGGAAAGGCUGAUGGGGCAAACAUCAGAUAGUAUAAGAGCCAAUACAUACAGUGUUGUGUGUUGAUGAAGAUGUGAAUGCAAAUUCAAAUCUAAUAAUUUACUAUGUAGACACAUCUAUUUAAAUAAAAGCAAAACUGACUAAUUGAUGUAACACAGCGCUGCUAUAUCUAGAAACUUGAGAUUUUGCAUGUAGUACAAAUGUGAACCAUACUUAGAAAGAUUUUCUACCUAAGGCAAGCUGAGGGGGGCAGCUAAUUGUAUAAUAAUGAUGUCUUACCGUAAUGGAGUUUGUGAGUAGGUACACAGAAUAUCCUGAUAGACUUAACUUUUUUUAAUUCAUGGUGGGUAUGCAUUUACCUAAAACUUAAAUCUUCAUGUAGUUUUAGAUGGAAUGGACUGACUAGCCUUGAAAAGUGUUGAUAUAGAAAAUGCACUGUUGCACUGUGAAGAUGAGUAUUUCUAUUCGCUUCCCAACCCAACUCUGUAUCUAUUGGCCUCAAUGGUAGAGUUAACACAUUGGUGUUAAUUCGGUUGUCCACUAAAUUUUCAAGUCUAAAAGUAGGCUAUCCUUUAUUAUUGGAAACAUUGAAAAGGACAAAACUAUUUUUAGACCUGUGAAAAUGUAUAAUCGAAUUAGGACCAUUCUCUGUUUAACAUUGGUGUGGUAUUUAACACUAUGUGUUUUUAGUGUUAAAUUCCAAAUAAGAGGUAGGGUUUAAUCUAAGGUGCCUAUAUAAAUCUCCCUAAUAAAAAUAAUAUAAGUAACUAGGUAUAGAAUAUGACUUGUUACUUUGAAUUCUUUCUUAUGGUGUGUAAACUAACACUAUACUGUACUAAGUAACACAAUGUAUAUUGAUAAUGUACCUUUAAUAUUUUUAUAAGGAACUUUUUUAAUCCACAGAGCUUCUAUGUCAACUUAUAGUGUAAGAGCCCAAAAGUGAAUUCAUGAAGGAAUUUAGUAAAAGUUAAAAACGUAAGGAAAAAUUAACUUUUUAGAGUCAAAAGUGGUUGAAACAUUCGACAAUUUUAACUGUUACUAAACAAGUUAAGAUUUAUAUCUUGGGCUCUAAGUCUAUUAACUUUUUGUAACUAUGCCAUUAAUUAAAUGAAAAAAAUAAUUAAUUAGGUACAUUGUCACACUCGUAUUUCAGUGUAAAUUCCUUAAAUGUUAUCAUUUAUUUGAAAAAAAAUACUUUUGAGUUCAAACUAUAAACCAAUAUGUAUACGGUGUAUACUCUCAUACUACUGUCUUAACUUUGUUCGUGUUAGUAUGUUUUCGUCCCGAUUCGUUUUAACAAAUAAUAAUAGAUAAUUAUUUUCGCCAAUAGUUUAUUCACCUAAAGUUAAAAUAUACCAUCACAAAGGAAUAAUGUUUAUAAUAUAAUCUUAAUACAUAAUAAUAAUUAUUAAAAGGUAUGUAAUAUUCAUAAGUCUACAAAAUGUUGCUCAGUCUCAUCACAAGUAAUUAUAGGUAAUAAUAUGUAUACAUAGAUCACAUUAAUAAGGACUGUUAAAACUAAUAUUUUAAGUAGAUAGUAUAUAAAAGCCUAUUAGCAAACAGUGCAAAUUUUUUUGUGUUACAAAUUACAUGGCAGCAAGGAAAAAAAAAUUGUUCAAGGUUACAAUUAUCCGUAUUACGUAUAAACGAAUCGAAAACGACAGCAUUAAUUAUUCGAUCUCUCUUACACAGCAUACCGUUGUAUAGUGUGUGAGUGAGACGAAAUGAUUAGCGCUGCUUCGUUUCGACUUGUUUCUUUACUGACACACGUUAUAUUUUUCAAUAUUUUAAAAAAUGUUUGAUAUUCAACUAGCAGUAACUUCGUCGCUGAAAUAACUGUACACUGAAGAACACCUGAGACCUUUUCAUUUUUCUUUAUAAAUCUACUUUUAUAUGGAAACCAACUUGCACAGAGAAGCUUUCAUACAAGAUUUUCUCCAAUCUGAGUUACCUAUUAAGGGCUUCCUAGACGGUCAAGCACGUAGUUUUGUUUUGCUUGAUCAAGCUGCUUGACGCAGCUAGAUCAAGCAUACGGCACUUUUCUCAUAUCUCGAACACUGUCCGAACAUCGCGUCAAGCAAAAAUAUAAAAUCGCAUCAAUCACCGUCAAGCA
Maniola jurtina (meadow brown) is the source of this 6801-nucleotide messenger RNA. It is a transcript of the gene Asx, whose product is annotated as polycomb protein Asx. The transcript has 8 exons. NCBI's taxonomy places the organism in Eukaryota, Metazoa, Arthropoda, Insecta, Lepidoptera, Nymphalidae. Gene Ontology annotation, cellular component: PR-DUB complex. The coding region runs from base 297 to 3380 and encodes 1027 amino acids. Gene Ontology annotation, biological process: animal organ morphogenesis; positive regulation of transcription by RNA polymerase II. The record is from RefSeq and is a predicted model, not a curated record. Gene Ontology annotation, molecular function: DNA binding; chromatin binding.